AUCGAUUUUAUUAUGUCGAAACACCUAAUCUUAUCGGAACAAAGCGCAUAACGUAAUAAUUAGAGAACAGUGAGAACACAAAGUUAAAACAUCGAUCGGUUGGUCGGUCGAUCAGGUUGAUUGUUGGAUUGGCGGCACCUUUCUUUUAGAGGAACACCAGACAGCGCCCAUUUGACUAAAAUGCGUCACCCGCAGGAUGAACCACAAUUUAUGUCGCUGGAAGAUGAAAGCUAUGCCGCCUGCCUCACCGAGGAUAUGCAGCUAUUUGGCCAACUGAAUGCGCUGCAAGUGGAUACAGACUUUGAGCUCGUCGAGCUGGUACAGACACCAUCAACGUCACCGUCACCGUCACACUCUCCGGCGAAACAAGUGAAAGGGAAGCGUGCAUCAGUAACGAAGCGACAAAGGAUUAACGUGUGUGAUGUGUGCGAGAGGUGUUUCAGUGACGCAUAUACCCUACGCAUACACAAGAUGACGCACACGGAUGAGAAGCCGCACGUUUGCAGUGUGUGUGGCAAGGGAUUUCGGCAGUUGAAUAAAUUGCGCAUGCAUUCCGUUAUCCACACAGAUGAGCGGCCACAUGAAUGUGACAUUUGUGGCAAGGGUUUUCGCUUUGCCAACUAUUUGUUGGUGCAUCGACGUCUGCACACGGGAGAGAAGCCGUAUUCAUGCACCGUGGCCAGUUGCAACAUGUGCUUUCAUUCCAUUCACGCACGACGCAUGCACGUCAAGCUGCAGCAUGUGAGCAGUAAGAGAGACGACAAGGAGGAGGAGCAGUUGAAUGAGAGAGAGAGACAGCAGGAGACAGCGACAUCAACUGCCUCUCUCAGCUACACUUGUCCCAUUUGUGGACGCGUUCUAACGGAUCAAUGCUAUUUAAAUACGCAUCUGAAGCGUCAUUAUAAUCAACGGGACUUCCCCUGUACGCAUCCGCAGUGUGGGAAACGUUUCUUUAGCUCCUCGGAGCUGAAUCAUCAUCAAAUUGCCCACACACAAAUUCGUCCCUUUCGUUGCUCCUUUUGCUCGUCCUGCUUUCUACGCAAAUCGAAUUAUAAACAACAUUUAAAGCUCCACAAAUAGAAUAGACAGCCGGGUUUUAUUUUUUAAAAUAUAAGGUUUAUUUAAAUAUACGAUUUAUACAUAGAA
Messenger RNA from Drosophila innubila, 1146 nucleotides. Its product is annotated as zinc finger protein 239. The transcript is spliced from 3 exons. NCBI's taxonomy places the organism in Eukaryota, Metazoa, Arthropoda, Insecta, Diptera, Drosophilidae. The record is from RefSeq and is a predicted model, not a curated record. Gene Ontology annotation, biological process: regulation of cytokine production; regulation of immune system process; negative regulation of transcription by RNA polymerase II. The coding region runs from base 181 to 1080 and encodes 299 amino acids. Gene Ontology annotation, molecular function: DNA-binding transcription factor activity; RNA polymerase II cis-regulatory region sequence-specific DNA binding.